This is a messenger RNA of Haliotis rubra (blacklip abalone), 1432 nucleotides long. RefSeq lists its product as uncharacterized. The record is from RefSeq and is a predicted model, not a curated record. NCBI's taxonomy places the organism in Eukaryota, Metazoa, Mollusca, Gastropoda, Lepetellida, Haliotidae. The transcript has a single exon. The coding region runs from base 112 to 1368 and encodes 418 amino acids.
UUAAUACGAGUUGUUUAACCCAUAUCUCAGUAAGCUGGCUAAAAGAGCGAAUAUUUCCUGCACGGAAGGAGGAAUACUUUGUUGAGGACUGAGCUAGGCCUGUACCACACAAUGAAACUGUUUAAGGGUACAGUCAAGAUCAAAACCAACUACCUCCUUGUGUUCGCUGUUUGUAUGAUAAUAUGGCAGGUGCUUCAUCUGUUGUCGUGCAGCAGGUUUCGAAGCGCAAUAAGCAGCAACGUGUUGAUCGACUUACGAGGAAGUGACCGCAAGUCCGCUCUUAAAUUCAUUAAGGAUAAUACAGACAUUGUUGAUGACACAACCAACGAGGGGGACAGUUUGGAGACAAUGUUCACGAAAAGAUUAACCAAGGAACGACAGACGGAUAUCCCCGAGGUCAAGGUCACUCGAGCCAGCAGCUGUCGAGACGGUCUGAACCCUGAAUACCCAUGCAUUGAUACAAAUUGUACUGGACAGGUCAAGAGUGUGAACCAUACCAAUCUGAGGGAGUUCAUCGAUUCCCAGUACCGUGUACCAGAGGCGUACCUUGACGCCAUAGGCAAUAUGAGAAAGCGGACUCGCCACCACAAAGUAGUACUGGUCAGCGCAACAUCAGAUAACCAUUUCAUGGAAUCUCUUGUGUUCUUGAAGAAUGUCCAGGAGGUCAUGUUUCCCGCAAUGGCUAACAUCGAUUUCCAUUUUGUCAUGUACGACCUUGGAAUGACCUCCGAGCAGCGGGUUAAUAUGGAAAAUCUUUGUCAAUGUGAAGUCAGGGAUUUUCCUUUUGAGUCGUUUCCAAAGCGUCUUCAGCGCCUUAAGUGUUACACAUGGAAGCCUAUCAUCAUCUCGGCAAACCUACCCGUAUCUGACAUCCUCCUGUGGGCGGAUGCCUCCACCCGCUUCACCAACAUAAACAUGCUGCCGUUGCUGAAACAGAUUAAAGCCAGUGGUGUAAUGGUGUCAAAAAUAAUCCGCGCUCUCGGCCAACACUUCUCUCCAAAGAUGAUGGAAUAUUAUGGAGAGCGCUCUUGUCAUUUCUCGCCGUAUUGGGAAUUUGAGGCUAACUUUAUUGGAUUAGCAAACGACCGUUUUGUGAGAGAAGCCAUCAUCGCACCGUGGGUGUCAUGUGCUUUUGCGCCGGACUGUAUGUGCCCCGACGGAUCGCACAAAAUGUUAAAGUGUAAUGUUAAGGUAAGGGAGUAUAAUAAGUGUCACAGGUUUGACCAGUCCAGCCUUAAUAUUAUUUUGAUAAAACUGUUUCAAGACAAUAUGCAGAAAAUGACAAUGCCGAAAUCGUUGUUUCAUGAAAUCAAACGAGGAGACAGACUGGACAAGUAUGUUGACGUGAAACACCUGAGACAUAUCUGAAACACGAUUCGGGUUACUGUGUACAUAGUCUCUUGCAAUGUGAAUAAAUUGUAAUAUAAUCCUA